This is a messenger RNA of Penicillium manginii, 2394 nucleotides long. RefSeq lists its product as uncharacterized. Gene Ontology annotation, biological process: carbohydrate metabolic process. Lineage: Eukaryota; Fungi; Ascomycota; Eurotiomycetes; Eurotiales; Aspergillaceae. The transcript has 2 exons. The record is from RefSeq and is a predicted model, not a curated record. Bases 1 to 2394 code for a protein of 797 amino acids.
AUGGCACGCCAUUGGAGUGAAGAAACCAGCUGGAUAUGGAUUCCCGAUUGGGAUGAGAAAGAUGAAGUGGCCCGAAUAGUAAAAUUUCGACUAUGCUUUGAACUUGAGGAAGUUCCUGACAAUAUCGCCAUCAAUGUCUCUGCAGAUACACGCUAUCGGCUAUUUGUCAACGGGAAAAGCGUAUCCUUCGGGCCGGCCAAAAGUCAUCUGGGUGAAUGGAACUACGAAACAGUGGAUAUCGCACCAUAUUGUAGAAUCGGAAAGAAUGUUAUCGCUGCACAAGUAUUACGGUACUCUGUAAUCUACCCAGGCAAUAUGUCUCUCACCCGAGGGAUUAUUCCGGGAUUCAUUCUACAUGCUGCGACCCUGCCCAUGAUUUCAAGUGAUAAGGUAUGGCGCUGCAAAGCCGACGAGGCUGUUCGCAUUUCCUUCCAGGAAGCAUGGAACCCUGCGCUAGGUCCAUCUUUCAUAGCUACCAACGAGAGGGUUGACGGAUCAAGAGCUGAUCUCGGGUGGUUGGAUGCUGAGUUCGAUGAUUGUACUUGGAUAUGUGCCAUCAAGUUCUCCAUGAAAGCUCCUAUGCUUCCAAUAAUGGAGCCCCGACGACUCGUGGAAAGAUCUAUUCCCCAUUUCCCAGAGGUUCUCAUGCAGUUCAAAUCAACCAUUGAACGUGGUAAAACCUCCGAAGAUGAGGCACAACAGUGGAACAGGUUGCUUUUCCACGACCAACCGCGCCUAAUUGAUGCGAAUAGCCGUGUUAUCGUGACUUUUGAUUCCGCAGCGCUUACUACUGGUUCCCUACACCUUCGGUUCCGGGGAGGCGCAGCAGGAAAGAUUCGUGUCCGGUGUGCUGAGUGUUUCGAAGAGCCUCCAGACAUAAAAUCUGCCGAUCCCUUCUCACGGAGGAAGAAAAAUCGCUCCGACCACUCUGGAGAUCUCAUAGGACCUGACGAUUAUUAUAAUAUCAAUCCGGAAGGCCCCUCGGAUAUGGAAAUGAUCUAUGAACCUUUCUGGUUUCGUACUUUCCGCUAUGUGGAACUCGAAAUCGAAACCUCCACAGCACCGAUUGAAAUAUUAAGUUUCAACUUUCGAACGUUCCAUUAUCCUCUCCAGAUUGAGACUUAUUUUUCGAAGUUCCCCUCUCAGGAGAUGUCGAAGAUAUGGGAUAUCAGCUUGAAUACUUUGAAAAAUUGUAUGCACGAGACCUACGAAGACUGUCCAUUCUACGAGCAGAAUCAGUUCGCGAUGGACGCACGACUGCAGAUUUUCUUCACUUAUCAAAUAUCUCACGAUGAUCUUUUAGCAAGAAAGUGUAUGCAGGAGUUCUAUUCAAGUCGACGGGCGGAUGGACUCAUCGAGACACAUUUCCCUGCACCAUUUCCAGUCGUCAACAUUCCUUACUUUUCGCUCUACUGGAUUCUCAUUAUAUACGACCAUAUGAUGUAUGUCGGAGACGAACACCUCGUCCGGAAAUACUUAGGCACAGUCGAUGGCAUACUGGACCAUUUCCACCAGCGAAUCAAUAGUGAUGGCUUAGUUGGUCGCUUUGAAUGGGAUGUUUGGCCAUUUGUCGAUUGGACCAAAGAGUGGUCUUCAGCUGCCAAUGGUGACUUCCGCAAUCUGGCUGUUCCACCCGCGUAUCGCCGCUCUGGUGUUCUCACCUACAGCAGUUUGAUAUAUGCCUAUGCGCUGCAAAGAGCUGCUUCUCUGUGCGACUUUCUAUCUCGUCAUGACACGGCCGCUGAAUAUCGUGAGCGAGCCUCACAGUUAAAUCAAGCAGUUAUACAGCAUUGUUUCAGAGGUAAAUUCCUGGUAGAUGCACCAGAUAGCCCUGUUGAAGAGCGCAGUCAACACGCGCAAGUGUUUGCUGUUUUAUCUGGCGCCCUCACCGGAGACUCAGCACAAGAAAUUCUUCUUCGAGCUCUGUAUGAUCCAAGCUUCGCUCGCUGUUCAUAUGCAAUGUCGUUUUAUGUCUUCGAAGCAUGUAAAAUGACGGGGCUUUAUGAUCGACUCCAUGACUCCCUGCUGCAGCCGUGGCGCGAGAUGAUUGACAUGAAUCUCACAACAUGGGCCGAGUCCGAGGCCAUGCCACGCAGCGAUUGUCACGGAUGGAGUGCAGUCCCCAUUCAUGACUUCGUGGCGAAUGUGGUAGGUAUCACGCCAGCGGCGCCAGGAUAUGAGACGAUCCGGUUUGAGCCUCGUAGGAAACACUGGCAGACACUUUCUGGUACUUUUGCCGUUCGUAUGGGGCAGCUGCAUAUCUCUUGGGCAGUUGGAGACGCAGUAGAACUGACCUCGACCUUCGACGCCAAGAUCGAAGUAUGCGAUGCAAAUGGUACAACACGAGUGUAUGAAGUUCCAAGAAACAGCAAGAUCAUACUGGAUAUUGAUUAA